AUUCAAUUCGUUACUGACCGCGCGUACCGACAGACGUAAACCGCGCGUUCGCUGCUCCUUUCCGUUUCCGCACACCUUUCUCUCCGCACCGCUGCCACCGCUCGACAGACUGCUGUGUGCUGUGCCGUUGCUGGCCACCUCCGUUAUCCGUUGGCGCCAUUUGCCCCAAAACCGGUGGGGAAGUGAGCGCCGGGUGUAAAAGAAUCAGCUUUGGAGGGUCAGGAGUGGAAUUCGGAUUUCGGAUCACGAUUACAGUCCACACAGGGUGGCAGACCGGACGCAGCAGAAGGAGAAGAAGGCUUGGAACGGAAAGCACCAGUCCUUCACCAACGGGUGGCCCACCUACCGCACCAGACUGCAAGUGUGUCGCAGAGUGUGUACGGUGCCGCGUACCAAGCAGCGUCGUAUGGGUGUGUGAGCUUCAUCGAAAAAGACUCGCGAGAUAGCGAGGAACCCAUAAUCAAACCGAAGAAAAAUAUGGCAUCGACCCGAUAAAACGCCACUCCGCUAGCACUGGGGAGCGUGUGCCGCGUGAAAGAGAUUACAGAGCGACCGUAAAUUGGAUUACACUUUAUUUGUUUUACGUCCCGAGAUUUUCAUCUCCUCCCGAACGUCCAGUGCGUUAGAUCCCAACGAAGAACCAACCCAGCGACAAAAUGAGCCAGUACUAUUUCCCGAUCGUGUUUGUUGUUCUGCUAGAGAUAUUGCGUCUGGCACAAUCACAUCCAUUUCUGUUCAAUUCCGGAAACCAACAGCGUCGUGCGCAGGUAGAAUGGAAAACACCCGAGGACAACUGGACGGCCGAAGCGGUACCGAGAAGCAUCCAUCCGUUGCUGCAAAACCAGUACAACAAACAUCAGCUACCACCGACAAACCGGUACGAGAUGAUCGAAGGUGACGAGGACGAGCAGCUGUUGAGGCGGAUGAACGAGGCGAAACAAAAUGCAACCGCCCGCACGCUGUUUUACUCCACCAAGGAGGAAUCUCAUCUGCCACCGCUACUGACGAAGACGAUCAAGUAUUUCAACUUGCAGCAAGUCGCGUUCGAACUCGAAACAAGCGUCAUGUCGCAGGUAUCCUGCACUGCUUGCAAAGCUGGUGCGGGUUUGCUACAGCACUACAUUCGCACCGGCAAGAGCAAGGAGGAGAUCAUCAAAAUGAUUUACCAGUACUGUGUGAAUCUCAAGAUUCAAUCGGCACGCGUUUGUGAAGGUGUUAGUCAACUGUUCGGUGUGGAGGUGAUUUACGUGCUGAAGCGUAUCACGAUCGGACCGGAUGAGAUAUGUAGCUUUAUCAUUGGAGACGCUUGUGGGGACAUUUAUAAUCCGUAUCACGAGUGGGAAGUCGAGUUCCCGCCAGUUCCGAAGCCUGAUCCUCGUGAGUUAGGCCUGCCAAAGGAGGCUGCUCCAGUGUUCAAAGUGUUGCACCUGUCAGACACACAUUUCGAUCCGUACUAUGCCGAAGGAUCAAACGCGGACUGUAACGAACCGUUGUGCUGUCGGUUAACGAAUGGACGCCCGACGACUCCGAAUGGUGCGGCAGGAAAGUGGGGUGAUUAUCGAAAGUGUGACACACCUCAGAGGACGGUGGAUCAUAUGCUGAAUCACAUCGCCGAUACGCACUCCGAUAUCGAUUUCAUCAUCUGGACAGGUGAUCUACCACCGCACGAUGUUUGGAAUCAAACGAAGGAGGAGAACCUGAAGGUGCUGAAGGAAACCGUCAAACAGAUGACGGAGAAGUUCCCUGGUAUUCCGAUCUUUCCGGCGCUUGGCAAUCAUGAGAGCGCCCCAGUCAAUAGUUUUCCACCGCCAUACGUCCAGCAGGUGGACAGUUCGAUUGCCUGGCUGUAUGAUGAGCUAGAUGUGCAGUGGAGACGCUGGCUUCCGGCAAGCGUUUCACAUACGGUGCGGCGUGGUGCAUUCUACUCGGUGCUAGUACGUCCUGGCUAUCGGAUCAUCUCGCUCAACAUGAACUACUGCAACAACAAGAACUGGUGGCUGUUGCUCAACUCAACCGAUCCUGCCACCGAACUGCAGUGGUUCAUUUACGAGCUGCAGAGCGCCGAGUUUGCGGGUGAAAAGGUACACGUGAUCGGACACAUUCCACCCGGUCACUCCGACUGUUUGAAGGUGUGGAGCCGUAACUACUACAAAAUUAUAUCACGCUUCGAGAGCACAAUCACGGCACAGUUCUUCGGCCACACGCACUUUGACGAGUUUGAAGUGUUCUACGAUCCGCACGAUCUGAGUCGUGCGACCAGUAUCGCAUACAUUGGACCUUCUGUGACGCCGUACAAUGACCUUAAUCCGGGUUAUCGGAUUUACUACAUCGACGGUGAUCAUGAUGAAACUACACGGCUAGUCGUAGAUCAUGAAUCGUGGAUAAUGAAUCUGAAGGAGGCAAAUCUCUACGAUUACCCGAUCUGGUAUAAGCUGUACUCGACCCGGGCAGCCUACGGUAUGAAGGGUCUUAGGCCCGCGGACUGGGAUCAGCUGAUCAACAACAUGACCGACAGUAAAGAGCUGUUCGAUCUGUACUACAAGCACUACUGGAAAAACUCACCGGUCAAACCGGAGUGCGAUUAUGAAUGCCGCAAGCGCAUUCUGUGCGAUGCCAAGAGUGGGCGAUCACACGAUCGCAAGUACUUCUGCGAGGUUGUGGAAGCGAAAAUCGAUGAGAGCAACAAGGGCUGGAAAGAUUGGAUCUUCAGCUCGAUUAGCUCUUCCAUAUCCUACGCUAUUCAUGGUAUAACGAGAAUAUUCUGGCGAAAACGAUGACCAUCUGCAGGCGAUGAUGGUGAUCCAUGAAAAUGCCGAUCCAAAUCCCCUUGGAUAGAUGUUUCCUCCCGGAGCAGCACUUCUGUGGAGAUAAAAUCCAACGAGACAUUCCCACUGGUUCAACCAACUUUAUCAUGAUCGGAUGAGUGAUCGUAAGGAAUUUCGUGAUACACGAUUUCGUGGCGUAGGGUCGUGUAAGGCCUUAAAGCUUAGAGUGAAACACAUCAAUUGAACGGUAGGUUUGUGAUAAAAACGAAUUGAUUCGAAUUAUUGCUGGAGCAGCGGUACAAUCGAAUUGUACACCAUGCGAACGCGUUAGAAGGUCUACCGUGACCAGUGCACCCCAACAGCGAUUGAAACGAACUGAACCGGAAACUGUUAGAAACCGGCUGUCUCCGGUUGAUGGAACGACAGACUAUUUCAUUUAGGAAAACACAGGUACUCGACAUUUAGGUGGACGCAGUGCGUGCGUAAGCAGUAAUUUAAAUAGGACAUAUUAAACAAAUCCAACAGUAGCGUCAUUAAUAGCGUUAGCAAAAACCUUCCGUCUGUAAAUAAGAUUAAUGCAAUCUCACCAAAAUAAAUUAUUUCAAAUUGUA
This is a messenger RNA of Anopheles funestus (African malaria mosquito), 3376 nucleotides long. RefSeq names its product sphingomyelin phosphodiesterase. The record is from RefSeq and is a predicted model, not a curated record. Gene Ontology annotation, cellular component: lysosome. The transcript is spliced from 7 exons. NCBI's taxonomy places the organism in Eukaryota, Metazoa, Arthropoda, Insecta, Diptera, Culicidae. Gene Ontology annotation, biological process: ceramide biosynthetic process; sphingomyelin catabolic process. Gene Ontology annotation, molecular function: acid sphingomyelin phosphodiesterase activity. The coding region runs from base 657 to 2777 and encodes 706 amino acids.